Volvox carteri f. nagariensis is the source of this 2910-nucleotide messenger RNA. RefSeq lists its product as uncharacterized. The transcript is spliced from 13 exons. The record is from RefSeq and is a predicted model, not a curated record. Gene Ontology annotation, molecular function: DNA binding. Lineage: Eukaryota; Viridiplantae; Chlorophyta; Chlorophyceae; Chlamydomonadales; Volvocaceae. Bases 1 to 2910 code for a protein of 969 amino acids.
AUGUGCGAGCAAGGUCCCGUCGCUGUUGACCUGUUGAUGUUGGGCACUGUUUACUGCCCUGGAGUCGCUGAGGAGGCCGCGGCGGAGGCGGCGGAGGCUAAGCACACAUCCUGGUGUAACGGCUACAGGGGGCUGUUCUAUCCAGACCUGUACAUCAUCGCCUGCAGAUGCACUCGGUGCCUGACUGAGGCGCACGGUCGUGGCAAGGCUUUCUACCCCUUCGAUUUCGAGCGCCAUGCCGGCAUGGGCGCCAACAAGCGGUGGAAGAGCAGCGUGCGCGUAGCGGGGAUGCACUGCAAGUCCCUCCCCUCCAGCGGCGGCGGCGGCGGCGGCGGCGGCGGCGGUUCCGCCGCCGACGGCUGUAUGAGCCUGGGUCGAUUCAUGGAGAUCCAGAACAUACAAAUCGAGCCCAGUGCACUGGCGCGCUCGUCCACCGCAGCGCCGCCGCCGCCGCCGCCGCCACCCACGUCGUCUGCGUUGGUACAGGAGGCCGCUGCAGCGGCCGGCUCCAGGCCGCCAACGGCGGCGGCGGCCAUGCGUGUCGGACCGCCGACUAGAAGGUCAACAUCGGCGGCGGCGGCGGCGGCGGCGGGGGCGCUGCCUCCCCCCGGAGUGCCCGGCAGUAGUCCUGAGUACCCCCCGGCUACUGCCGCGUCCCCUCCGGUUCCGGUGGCCAGCUACAGCCAGCUAGGACCCCGCCACCGGGCAGCGCUCUUCCCCGUGCUACCGCCCAACGUCCCCAGGAUGGUUCCGCCCGAGUUGCAGGGGCAUGCUAUGGUCGGCCACCGCGUCCGGAUUUAUUGGCCCAUUGACAAGGUGUACUACUCCGUGGAUCCGACAGCGCAACGUUGCCCCACGGCACCCAAGAACGUGGGAACGGGAAAUGACUUCCCGGGCGGCCCGAGCAGCUGCGGCCUGGGGGGCCUUGUGGGCAACGGCGGCGGCGGCGGCGGCGGCGGGGAGGAGGAGCUGUGUCAAGCGUUGGCAGCGGCCGCCCCGGUGACGUCAGCGGCAGAGAGAGAUGGGGGCGGCGGCGCCGACGGCGGCGAUGGCAGGCUCGUCCAAGCCCGGCCGAGCAAGUUGCAGCUGCCAGAUCUUAACAAGCAACAACCGCUACAGCAACAACCGCUACAGCAACAACCGCUACAGCAACAACCGCUACAGCAACAACCGCUACAGGGGCCCUCCGGGGAAUCCAUACGCAGCCCGUACAGCCAGCCACUACAGCCGCUACAGCUAGAUGGCUCCGGAGAGGAGUUCGACGGUGGUGCCGGUGAUCACAAAACCCCGUGCGGUGGUACGACGGCGGUGUUGGAAGCGUACGGAACAGCGGCGGCGGCGGCGGCGGCGGAUGGAAACAUGAUCGAGAGUCCUGACGUUGAGCCCAUUGAUGUAGUGGGCCCGGCGGCGGCAGCGGAUGGUACGACGAACCGUACGGCAACCAGGUCGGGAGAUCUCCUGCAAGUGGGCGUCAGGGCCCCUAGUAUCGGCGCCGUCGAUGUAGCACACGUGUACUUUGAUGGAGGCGGCAGCGGCGUCGCCGCCGCCGUUGGAACUGACGUCACGGAAGCUGCCGUACGCCGCCAGCAGCCCGGAUCGGCGACGCCGGAUGGUGACGUCCUGGAGGGCUCCCUUGUGAAGGCUUGCAUGUGUGCGGAGGAGGACGAGGAGGCGGAGGAGGAACAGCAGGAGGAGGAGCGAGGUCAGGGCCACCGGGAAGGGCGUGAGUUCGAGGUGGAAGCGGAGGCGGCCGAUUCACCGAUGGCGGCUUCUGAUAGCGGCGGCGGCAGCCCCGCCGCUGCCGUCGCGGCCGCCACCGCCGCGGCGACGGCGGCGAAACGCGUUCAUCCGCAGGCUCUGUCCGCCGCCGCCGCCGCCGGCGCCGCCACUGACAGGGCAACUAAUCAGCGUCGCCCAUCGCUGGCGAAGAAGGCGGCGGCAGCGGCGGCGGCGGCGGCAGGUCGUGAGCUCGACGGGGCGAUGCCGGUGACGUGCAACUACAUCGACGCCUGGUUCCUGCUACGACAUAAACUAGUUGCUUGCGACUGUGUCGGUUGUCGUACACAGCCUGGGAGCGGCAAGAGGAUUUGCUGGACGCCCAUCGGCUUUGAAGAACAUGCAGGCAUGAGAGCCAGCAAGAAAUGGAAGAACAGUAUCCGGAUGAGGCCAGGGGCGGAAGUGGAGGUGGUUCCGGAGCCUGGCCACCUGGGGGCCGGCGGCGGCGGCGGCGGCGAACCGCUCGGCGAGUGGUUGGACCGCCGCGGCGUUGUGGUGCCACCCAGCAAGCAGCGCCGGCGGGUGAUGGAGGCAGCUGAGGUGGAGCGCUGCGUUCUGGCUCCCAUCACGGGGGUCAGCAAGGUGUCGGCGGCCGUGGCGGCGCCGCCAGACACCACCGCCGCCGCGGCCGCCGCCGCCGCCGCUGCCAGGUUGGCCGCAGGCUCCAUUCGUCCAGCCAGCAACAUCAUUGCCGCUACAAGAAAGCCGGCGACGGCGGCGGAUACAGCUGCCGUACCACGGAAGCGAGGUCGAGACGUGGCGGCGGGAACGCCGCCGCGGCCACCGCCGUCACUGCCGGCGUCGGGAAUGGAAGCCACCGCCGCCGCCGCCAACUACGGCGGGGAGGUCGUCAUCCGCGGCCCCGGAUACAAUGUCCUCCGCUGCAGUGAUCCCCCCGGCUUUGAGGUGUUUUGCCUGGUGGCUGGGUACCUGCUCGAGGAGGUUUCCGUACGAGCAUACGACUACGGCAAGGUCAUCAUUCAAGCGCAGCCGCGAAACUCCGAGCGUGCGGCCUUGUGGGGAAUAUCACCGCUGCGUCAUGUCGUACAACUGCCGGGUGCCGUACACGCAGAGAGCGCCCAGGCCCUCAUGACUUUACACGGCCAAUUGUACGUCAGAAUAAAUGCUCAAUAA